UGUAGGCACUAUCAGUGUCAACAACAGCUGUUAGCGGAACGAUCCUAAAUAGUGCACUGCUUCCUGUGCACGCACCCUACGUAGCCAUAUGAGAAGCCGUUCCGUCUUACCCUAUCUAGUGCACUUGUAUCAGAAGCAGGACGCCAUUUGUAAUUCAGCCUGUGUAAUAGCUACAGAAGGAGGGCGUCUCAACCUGGAGUUUACUGCAGUGUAAUACAGCGAAUACACGGCGUAAUUAAUCAAUAAUGGACCAUUUACGAGAUUCGUCCUUGUGUCUGGACUCUCCAUCCAAACACAGCUACAUUGGGAGCUUUUACGCACCUCCAGACAGGAUUCCCUCCCAGCUGAUGGUACAGCACCAGGUCAAACCCUGCAGCACCCUGGUGAAACCCUGCAGCACCCUGGUGAAACCCAGCAGCACCCUGGUGAAAUCCAGCAGACUGACACAGCACACAGUGCCUGACUCCGGCAGCAGAGCAGUGAUCGCAGCAUUGAAAACUCUGCAGGAGAAGAUGAGGAGGCUGGAGCUGGAGCGUGUGCAGGCAGAGAAGAAUGUGGAGAGGUUUGCUCAGGCUGCCCACCAGUUUGCCAGCUCUGGAAACCAAACCAGUCAGCAGCUGCAGAGCAGAGAGGGAGAAUCCUCCAAGAGAAAAGAGCUGGUAUCUCAGUUGCACUCGGCUGAAGCUCGGUGCUCUCUGUUGGAAAAACAACUGGAAUACAUGAGGAAGAUGGUGGAGAGCGCACAGAGAGAGACAACCGCUCCAGUGGACAGAGAGGAGUGUGUGCAGCAGAAGAAGAAGAACAAACGCACUGAACCACAGAUCCAAGUUCAGUUGCAGAAACUGGAGGAAGAGUGUGUUAAGCUUACCAACACGCAGUCCGAGGCAGAGAGGAAGAUUAAGCUCUUGGAACGGAAGUUACUCGAAGAGGAACACGAGCGCAAACUCGUGCAGGAGAAAGCCGAGGAGUUACAGAGAGAGCUGGAGGCUAACCUGCUAUUUUCGGCUGCUGAGGUGAAACCCAAGAAGUUGAAGAAGCAGACCAAAGAGAAGACCUUGACUAAAAAAUCCGUUAACACGGAGGUUCCUCGACGUGCCCCUAAGCCCAAGCGAAUGCCGUUCGUCGCCGGAACGUCGACAAGCCCCAGUCACUCGGUUAACGCCAACGUUCAGACUGUGCUGCACCUCCUGAAGACCAGGCAGCCUCGGACGUGUGAGAGGACGCAGUCCGAGCCGAAAAAACGCAGCGGCUCUCACCGAGCCCCACAAUCCCCCAGCGAUGGAGCUGCAGCUGUGGGCAGCCUUUCUGAACUGCUGCUAGCUCUACAGGACGAACUGGGCCACAUGAGCUUUGAACAUCAGGAGCUGGUCAGGCAGAUAGACGAGACUGAUCAACGCGAGCUGAGGGAGGAUCUGGAGAGAGAGCUGGACUGCUUAGUCAGGAGGAUGGAGGAGAAGGCGGCCCAAAUCACCAAGCUGCGGAAGCACCAGCAAACCCUCUCCCAGCGCAGCCCGAAGCAGAAGCCGAAGCCAAAGCCAAGGCGCGCAGCCAGCGCCGACAGCCGGUGUGUAAACAGAGUCCAGGUCGUGCCUUCGUGCGUAGGUAAAGCCUCGCCCUCCAGACCACAGAGGCAUCAAUCGGCCGGCCACGGGCGCCUACAGCUUCUCCGAGACGCCCAGAAAAUGCAGUCGAGUCUCCGCCAACGAGACAUCAGCUGGGAAACGUAGAUCCUCGAUAUCCUUCUCAACCUUGAGCGAGGUGCAGAGUGAGCAAGAACACUGAAAUGUAAAUGUCUUAUAAGUGUGACAGCUCGGAGGAUGCGUGUAACAUGCGGAUUUUGUGAUUGUAAGGGUGUUUUUUGCUUGACGUGUGCGUUUACUUUUCUGUUUAUCGAUGCGUCCAUGUUUUUCUUGGAAGUUUUUUGUUUUCUUUCAUGCUUUUUAAUUGUAUACAUCUUUACGCUGUAUAAAUAUUUAAAUAUUUUAAUAAAAUAUCAUUAUGGACAUUUUACACGUUUUCCCAGAGUUGCGUGCUACGACUUGCUCUAUGUCUUUAUCUUUGUUUCUUAAUACCGGUUGAACCAGGGGGGUGGGGUUCAACCGGUUCAGCCGGUUAUCGUCAAAAAUCCACAUCGAUAGCAGCCACUUUAGAGCUUCAGAUCGGACACUGGAUCAGCCGUCCAAUGAUUUGUUAACAUUUUUAGCCAAGGUUGUGUGAUCUUAGGCAAUCAUAGUUAGCUUUUACCUGGUUAUAUUGUCCAGAUAACCUGCUCAGGGGAGCACAGACUGUAAACAGCACUUGGACUAACGGCACUUUCUGACACAUACGCAGUCGAAAGAGGUCUAGCCUUCCUUAGAUUUAGGUGAAUAAAGUUAGAGAACAGAAAGAUGGAAAAAAAAAAAAAACCCUUCAAAUUUCCCUGAUUAUUUUUAGAGAAAAUUUCGACUGGGCAAAUAUCGCAACUUUUCUGGUUCUUAGAGCUCCAUUUAUAGAAUAAUUAUCAAUGUUGAAUUAUCAGCGGUUGGUAUGAAUUUAAAUAGGACUUCCAAAAGAGUGACCGGUGCUAUAUAUAUUACACUUUCGUUCAUUCUCAGCUGUAAGUCCAGUACUUGACUGUACAUCUUGUCCGCUACCUUGAUCUGAGUGAUAUGCAGGAUUUGCUCCGGCUCCACAGCGACCCUGACCAGGAUAAAACGCUUACUGAAGAUGAAUGAUGUCUGUACGUGCUGUAUGUCGGGGUGUCACAGGUAUGCAAUAACCAUAACUCAAAAUCUUUCACAUUAUGUCUGCUAUGAGGUGGAUCCCAACAUCCUUGACCAAAACGUUGACCUUGACCCAUGAUUAAUGGAAAUAAACCAACAUUUAGUAUGUUUCUCUGUAAAAAUCCAUUUCAAUACAAUACAUUAUUCCGAAGGAGAAAAGGUUAAAUAUGUCCUCUUUCCCAAUUGAAGUUUUUGUCAUGUUUUAUUCACUUGUACACUUCUCGCGUUCGAGUUCUUCUUCUGGUUUUAACAAGACCCUUCAGCUGUCACCGAGAAA
Ictalurus furcatus (blue catfish) is the source of this 3039-nucleotide messenger RNA. It is a transcript of the gene cep57l1, whose product is annotated as centrosomal protein 57, like 1. Bases 246 to 1727 code for a protein of 493 amino acids. Gene Ontology annotation, molecular function: microtubule binding; identical protein binding; gamma-tubulin binding. Gene Ontology annotation, cellular component: centrosome. NCBI's taxonomy places the organism in Eukaryota, Metazoa, Chordata, Actinopteri, Siluriformes, Ictaluridae. The transcript has 11 exons. The record is from RefSeq and is a predicted model, not a curated record.